Messenger RNA from Amblyraja radiata (thorny skate), 2945 nucleotides. RefSeq names its product DENN/MADD domain containing 1B (gene dennd1b). Gene Ontology annotation, biological process: endocytosis; endocytic recycling. Gene Ontology annotation, cellular component: cytosol; intracellular membrane-bounded organelle; nuclear speck. Bases 88 to 2385 code for a protein of 765 amino acids. Lineage: Eukaryota; Metazoa; Chordata; Chondrichthyes; Rajiformes; Rajidae. The transcript is spliced from 23 exons. Gene Ontology annotation, molecular function: phosphatidylinositol phosphate binding; guanyl-nucleotide exchange factor activity. The record is from RefSeq and is a predicted model, not a curated record.
GCAGCACAGGGGCUGGGGGGCUGGGUGCGGCACACACACACACACACACACACACGGGCGCAGGAGCCGCAGCGCCAUGCCCUGACCAUGGAGAGCAGACUGCGAGAGAGCCCAGAAAGGACUUUCGAUCUUGUCUUCAAGGUGACUUGCCCGACUUCUGAAAAUGAAGACCCCGUGCUUGCCUGGAAAUUCCCAGAGGACUUCAGAGACCAGGAAGUUCUACAGACUGUGCCGAAGUUUUGCUUUCCCUUUGAUGUCGAAAGGGUCUCACAGAGCCAGGUGGGACAACACUUCACUUUUGUGCUGACCGACAUCGAGAGCAGGCAAAGGUUUGGAUUCUGUCGUUUGACAUCAGGAUGUAAAGUCUGCAUUUGUAUCCUCAGUUACUUGCCUUGGUUUGAAGUUUACUAUAAGCUGCUGAACACGUUGGCAGAUCUGCUGGCUAAAGAGCAGGAAAAUGACUUGAAUGAUAUUUUGCAAACAUUAUACAAGCAUGAUGUACCGUUGCCAAAUACGCCCAUCAAUCUCAGCCUGAACGAGCAGGUUUCCAUUAGAAGUGGACAACUGACCAAUGUACAGGUCUUGCAUUCGUACUUUAUCACCCCUGAUACAAGUGGACUACCUACGAUACCUGAAAGUAGAAAUAUGACCGAGUAUUUUGUGGCUGUGAGUGUCAACAACAUGUUGCAACUUUAUGCCAGCAUGCUGCAUGAACGACGGAUUAUCAUUACCUCCAAGAAACUUAGCACUUUAACGGCAUGUGUUCAUGCAUCAGCUGCAAUGAUCUAUCCCAUGUACUGGCAGCAUAUUUACAUCCCAGUGCUUCCAUCCCACCUGCUGGACUAUUGCUGUGCCCCAAUGCCCUAUCUGAUUGGCGUUCAUCUGAGCUUAAUGGAUAAGGUGAAGAGCAAAGCUUUGGAAGAUGUGAUUAUAUUAAACGUGGACUCAAACACACUGGAAACUCCAUUUGAUGACCUGCUCAACCUACCGGGUGAAGUGGUCUAUUCCUUGAAGUACAAACUGAAGAAGCAGUCUACAGCCACAGGCGACGGGGUGGCCAGAGCCUUUCUUAAGGCCCAGGCAGCGUUGUUUGGCUCCUACAGGGAUGCACUACGAUAUAAACCUGGAGAGCCAAUUACAUUUUGUGAAGAGAGUUACGUGGCCCAUCGAUCCAGCACCAUUAAACACUUCCUGCAAAAUGCUGUGCAGCUUCAGCUCUUCAAACAGUUUAUUGAUGGCAGGUUGGAAAAGCUAAAUGCAGGGAAAGGGUUUUCGGAUGUUUUUGAAGAUGAGAUCACUGCUGGAGGCUACAGUGGAGGAAGUUCAAAGUCGUAUCAGCAAUGGAUGUGCACAGUCAAGAAGGGUGGAGCUCUGAUAAAUACAGUAAUGACAAAAGCAAACCCUGCCAUGAAAACAGCCUACAAAUAUGCUAAGAAUCAAGCUAAGAUGGGGAUCAAAGAAAUGAAGAGCAUGUUAAAGCAGAAGGAAGCAAACGAAGAUGAUGACUUUGAUAGCAGCAAGGCUACUUUUCCAAGUCUACAACAGCGAUCGAAUUCUGACAUUUUGAAGAACAGACUUCCAGCCACGAAACGUAAAGGGGGUCGCACUCAAAGAUUAUCACACACCGGCACUGUGUCCACACUGGAUGAUGACGAGACCGACUCGGCAAACAAGUUGUCGUCUGAAGAUAGCGGGGAUACGUACGCCUACAUUGAUGACAGCGAUGAGUCUGAACAGAUGGAAUUGGAGUCACAGUCUCCGGGCCAGAUGGACCUGUUGGGGGAGAUCCUGGACACACUCAGCACCCACAGUUCAGACCAAGGGAAGCUGUGUGCGGCAAAGAGUCUGGACUUCUUCAAAUCCAUGGACGAUGUCAGCUAUAAAACCAGGAACAAGUCCAAUACACCGAGUGAGGGGAACCUGUCUGAGCUCAACAAUCUGAGCUGGCACCUGGGGCAGGACGACACCACAAUCCACCGAAAGCCCCUCCCUCCAUCGCCACGGAAAUCAUUUUUUGACUAUUCCGACAACCCCCUCUCCCCUGAGUUCAUUGAAAAGUUGAUGGAUUUCCCGAAACUCAACAGUGACUCGUCGUUUACAAACUCGCCGCCAACUCGCGCCUCGCACGCAGAAAUGAGCCCGGAGGAGGAAGGUUCGGCCGGGCAGUUGCCAGCACGAACACUAACCAGUGAAGAUCAAGAGCCGUGUCAGAAUGCUCCCAAAAACCCAUCCGUUCUCAUCCCUUGGGAGAAAGACGAUGGCGAGGCUGAACUGGUGGAGCCCGCCAGUGACACAGACCUUCUCCAAGAGAUUGACUGCUUGUGUUCUCGAAUGACAACUGGCCACACCAUUUCCAGUGUCGGGGCUUCCACUACCCACAGCUAGUGUGGAGGGAGGUGGAACCAUGUUUUAAACUGGGCUAGAUUAGAGUAGCUAUUUAAGAAAAUGAAAGAGUGUGUAUUGGACUGCAGUAAGGGACAAAGUCAUUGAACUUUUUAAGUGCAGAAUAAGUUAAAAAUCCACUGCUUUACUGAAUUAUGCAAAGUGAAAUACAGAUUUUCUUGUAGGUUUGAACUUUUAAUACGUAUUUCUCAAAUGACUGUUAAGAUCACCUGAUUAUCGACUUGGGCUAAACACUUGACGACACAUCAUUGCUUAGUGCAUUCACUUCCCUGCUUAUAUAAUCGGUGAUUUACGUAAACUCGUACUUGCGUAGGCAAUUUGUUAUUUCAGAGUUGCUUGUCUUGGUCAUAGUGCACUACUGCCUCUGCAUGCGGCCAUUCUCGUGGUCUCCAUGUUGGAGCUCCCCCCAGUGGUCUCCGUGUCAAGAGCUCCCCCCCCCAGUGGUCUCCACGUUGGAGCUCCCCCCAGUGGUCUCCACGUUGGAGCUCACCCCCAGUGGUCUCCACGUCGGAGCUCCUUCCGUGGUCUCCACGUUGGAGCUU